CCAAAGAUGGCCACGAUAUCUGUCAACGAGAAGUGAAACUUUCCCUUAAGAAUAGGAAUAUACCCCGUCAUUCAACCUUCAUUUGGACUAUUUGUCUCGAAUUGACAUCGAUGCGGUUUUACUGGACAAACAUUAUUAAGCUGUCCAUAGCAAAUCAAUGGAGAAGCUUCAAGACCUCAACCAGUCCGAGUUGCAGGAUUUGCUGGACAACUCGGAACGGGUGGAGUCUAUGGCACUGGAGUCUGAUGAGAUUCAGAACAUUCAGUUGGAGAGGGAGAUGGCUCUGGCUGCCAACCGCAGUCUGGCCGAGCAAAACCUGGACAUGAAGCCCCGUCUCGAAACAGAGAGGGCGCGACUGGUGGGAAAAUACGCUGAACUAGAGAAAGUGAAGGAGAAAUACAAACAGCACUGUGCCGUGAGAGACAGUAUCAUGGGGCAGGUUUCUCCGGAGGGGGUGUUGUCUCGUCUGCAGACAGAGGGCACCAGCACAGAGGAAGAAUCAGAGGUUUUAGCAGAUGAAUUUCUUGAAGGUUCGAUAUCGCUGGACUCCUUCCUCGAACGCUUCCUUUCCCUCCGCUCUCUGGCUCACACGAGACGAGUGCGCAUUGAAAAGCUGCAAGAAAUUCUCAGCCAAAAAAGCAAAGGGAUUGGCGAUGCUACAGUGACAUCACAAACCUGUGCUAAUCAGGACGCUGGCUCAUCAUCACCAUGGCAACAACCGCAGCCUCAACAGCAACAGAGCUCCAAAAUCAGUGCUCCCUCCAAUGCCUCCACGUCUGCUCUGCCCUACACCCCCUACCCGGUUGCUCCCCCUUCAGCCUCCACAGCGGGCACCACUAAUCCUAGAACAGCGUUUCAGCCCUACCCCAGCCAGGGUCCCCCCUUUCCUCCAUCAACAGGCUACACAGCUCCCAGGCCUGCGUUUGGUCCUCCCACUUGCCCUUACCCCACCCAACCACCAUUUCCUGCCCCACCUUUUGGGCAGUUUGGUCCAACGCCUGCCCCGUACUCCGCUCCAUAUGCUUAUGGAGGGUACAACUACCCCACAGGCCCCCAUGGGCCAUCAAACCAGUCACCCACAUCUAGACCGCUUUAUAGGCCAGGUUUUGGGGUACCACAACCAUACUCCUGAGCCACUCUGUGUGUGUCUGUCUUUCUCAUGAUCCUCCCUCUCGUCUCUCUCCCUCUUUUCUCCUCCUGUUCUACCUUUUCCUUACCCUCAGAUUUAGACAUACCCACGUCACAUCCUGUUCCUGUCUGAGGCUUAUAAAGACAAUUGAGUUUGAGCGUGUGCUUGUUUCCCCCAUGAAACCUCAGUCAGAGACUCAAUACGGGACACACCGUCUUAAACGGCUCAGUUGCUGUCCAUUUUAAAGCAUGUUAUCAGUUUGCAAAAUUUUUGAUUUAUUAUAUUUAAGGAAGAGAUGCUUUUUUUUUGACAACAUAGUGUUACAGCUCAAUCAUUUUGUCAAAACUCUACUGAGACAGACAUGCCACACUACAUGAAAGUGUUACAUUAGCGUUAUGCUAAUCUCUUGUCUAUACCGCCACUUGUUGACAACGUCAUUCGAGAAAGCACAGCACCAUUUUCCAUUCCAUCACAGAUGAAAACUCCUUAAAAAGCCAAACUUAUUCGUCAUCAUGAAUAAAUUGACAACUUCCACGUGUGCAGAUUUGGGUGCGGUGCGUCCUGUUAUGAAUGCUUAGUGUACCAGUGUGCCAACCGAUCACUCCAAACCCUCUCAAUACCUCUUUUGCUCCCUCUUUUUUUCCUUUCACACCCUUCCACUCCAUUUAUUUAAUAUACCACAAUGAUUGGAAGAAAUAGACUUUUACUGUAAGUUCUCUAGCGGGGACGGUGUACUUAACCAAUUAAACUAAUAUUAAAGGGAAGCCGGAGAACAAGGGAUAUUAAUAUAGACAUAUCUAUCUGCUAUAGCACAGGAUUUGGUGGUGCAGUUGAGGCAUAACAUAGCACAGAGCAUAUGCAAAGAAAAUAGGAGUUUCAUAACAUGCUUACUUUAGUAAAUAUAGCAUUCUGCGCCUACCGUUAAUGUAGAUAGACCUUUUGUGGUAAAACUAUGCAGA
This is a messenger RNA of Cyprinus carpio (common carp), 2088 nucleotides long. RefSeq names its product vacuolar protein sorting-associated protein 37D-like. Gene Ontology annotation, biological process: protein targeting to membrane; protein targeting to vacuole; ubiquitin-dependent protein catabolic process via the multivesicular body sorting pathway. The record is from RefSeq and is a predicted model, not a curated record. Gene Ontology annotation, cellular component: ESCRT I complex. Lineage: Eukaryota; Metazoa; Chordata; Actinopteri; Cypriniformes; Cyprinidae.